This is a messenger RNA of Drosophila rhopaloa, 1396 nucleotides long. RefSeq lists its product as uncharacterized. The transcript has 4 exons. The record is from RefSeq and is a predicted model, not a curated record. Lineage: Eukaryota; Metazoa; Arthropoda; Insecta; Diptera; Drosophilidae. Bases 1 to 1344 code for a protein of 447 amino acids.
AUGAGCGCCGUCGAACAAACAGCCGAAGCGGACCCGUGGAGCAGCCGGAGCGGGAGCCGCAGUCGAAGCCGCAGCCGAGCCACAUCAAUCGGCUCAUCCUGGCUGCACGACGAACUUCAACCGGGAGAGCACGAGCCCACUUCCGCUCUUUUGGACUACUGUAAACGGAAGUUCCUCCGACCAUAUGUGGCCAUCCUGACGCUGGUGGGCCUCAACCCCAUCUCCACGGAUAUGAGCAACGUCCGGGCCUGCUGCAGCUACGUCCAGGCGCUGAUGGUGCUAUUCGUCCUACUGGUGGGAUACUUGUUGCGGUACAUAUGCGGCUAUAGAGGCGAUCGUGGCUUCACUAGCUACCGAGAUAUUCGGCCCAUCACCAACGGAACAGAUGGCGGAGCAGUUACUCCAAACACCAUAGGAGAACUACUCUUUGGGUUCAUAGUGCCCAGUGGCUUCAACCUAAUGGCUUUCAUAUCCGCAGUGCUCGUGUGCAAGGUUAUCGACCACGAGCAGCUGCAAAACCUCAUCGAAAGGGUGUUCCUGAUGUCCGCCAAACCGAAAAGACUCUGCCGGAUGUUAUGGCUCUUUCUGGGGGUGGCACUAGCCCUGCUGAUUUUGCUCUUUGGCUACGCCUGUUGUGUGGUAAUAAUGCAGCCCACCCAGAUCGUGAAGGUGUUUUGGCUGGCAAAAGCCCUAAGCGACUGGGAGACGUGGCUGCGUGUGGGCCUGCUAGUGACCAUACUUCUUCAAGAUCUCGUGGAGAUCAUCAUACUGAGCAACUACUAUAUCGAGUGUUAUUUGCUGAGGAUGCAUCUAGAAACGUUAUCGCACAAGCUACUUAUGCACUCCAUCGAUUCCCUAGAUUGGAUGAGGGAAGUGCUCGAGUUCCGCAAGCUGCUAGAGCGGCUUAAUCAGCACGUGUCUAUCCCGGUGUGCUUCCUAAUUGUAAUGAAUCUGGCAUACGCCUUCGCGGGACUAGUGUACCUCUUCAAGGACUUUGAUUUCCACUACUGCGCGCUAAAGCUCGUCCUACUUAACAUUGCCAAUGUGAUGUUGUGGCUGUUUCUAGGACUGCUGCCCUUUUUCGUGGCCUCAUCAGUGACUCGUGUGUGCCAAAAUGCCCAGGCGAAUGGUCAUCAGAUACGAGUUAGACCUUUCGUAUACCACAAUACCUCAGCGGAGGAUCUCAACUCGACGCUAUUGUUCGCCGCCUCGCUGGACAUGUCCGCCAAACUCUUCCGAAUGCCCAUCCAGCCCAACUACCUGUGCUUUGCCAUCCUCGUAGUGGUCAUUGUGAUCCUCACGCUGGGCAUGUGCCUGAAUCUCAACGCCCUGGGCAAAAUAUAACCAAGUACAAGUACGCAUUCGCAUAUAAUAAUAAACACUUAUAGUAUUUGUC